AAUGAAAGAUACUUCAAAAACUAUAUUAUUCAUAUAUUUUAAUAUAUGUAUAAUUAAAUUUAUAAAAUUAUUUUUUAGGCCACUGAAAAAUGAAGAUUUUAAUUCGUUAUCUAAGGAGAUUGAAGAACUGUUUCCAACAGAAACAUGUUGCACUUACUAUGUGCCACCUAUAGCUAAGAAGUUUUCAAGAAAUAACAAAUCCAUAACGUCUCGUGGUAAACUUGUGGAUAAAUAUAAAAAUAAAAUACGGGAUUAUAGAAAACUAAUAGGACACAGUUUAACAGAAAGUAGUUCCACAUCGACUUCAACAUAUAACAGUGAAUUAGAAGAUGACUCUAUAAUUGGUGAAAGCAUAUUGUGGCUUCAGAAUAAUUUGUCACCAUGGGAAUUAGUUAAAAAUCAUUGGAAAAUAACUGAGGCAUAUAGACGGAAUCAAAUUCAAACGUCGCAAAAUAAAAGCAUAGCGGAAAUUUUCUCUCAGUGGCCAGUAUUAAAACAACCUGCAGCACAUGCUUUGAUCGAUGAAGAUUUUAAAUUUCUUAAUGUAACAUCAGAGGAUUGUAUUAAUGAUUGGUUUAAGUUUUUUUCCAAAAUUCAAGAUGUUUGUCAUCUUAAAGAGGACAAAGUAACAAAUGAAUUACAAUCUAUGAUUGAAACGGAUAAUCUAACAAAUGAUGCUAAAGUUAUAACACAAUUUCUAUUGUUGCCUCAUCUGAUACCUCCCAAAGGAAGAAUUCGCUUAAAACAAGAACACUACAAAUCAUCAAUAAGUGAAUGCAAAAAUAGCAUUGUAUUACAUGCAAAGGUACCUGGAGAUAUAAGUCGUAUUCAAGAUAAUAAAAUUAAAAGAGCAGAACGUCUAGGAUUGACAAUACAGCCGUAUAUAAUAGUUGUUGGCCCUAAUCUUAUAGAAAUUAAUGGAUUCUACGUUUGCAUUGAUAAGGUAUUGUAUCAAGUUUCAACGGCACUAAAAGCAGUUGAUUUAUGUUUCAAAACUUUCCAUGUAUUUGAUGUUAAUUAUCCGCCAGAAAGUGAACAUAUCUGGUAUAUCGUGCAGCUUUGUCUUUAUAAAAUUUCAACAAAGUAUGAUAAACAAAUUUCCUAUGUAAUGCCAAUUAUCAAUGCUUUUAAAACAGUUAAUUCUACGAAUGAUUAAUUAUUGUAAACAUAUGAAAGUGAUAUGUAAAAAAAUUUUUACUUCUAUUUUUUAUUAUUGUACUUUUGCCAUAACAUGUAUAAGUGUCCAUUUUGUGUUAAUAAUUCUCCGACAGUUAAAUUUCUUACAGCACAUUUAAAAUUGGCACAUAGUGCAUCAUCGUCUACUUUCGUAUGUAAGCAGCAAAAUUGCAUGCGUAGCUUUACAAAUAUAUAUUCAUUUAAGCGACAUUUAAUCCAAAAGCAUAAUCAAAAUAAUAAUUUGUAUGUUUCACCUGGAAACUUAUCUUAUGAUAACAUUUUAUGUCACGACAUUAUUAAAUCAAAUGAUAUUAAAGCAGAUCAGUUUGAAAUAUAUACUAAUUUUGAGGAAUUUUUAACGACGAAAACUUGUGAACAAUUAAUUACGGAUCCGUUAAUGACGUUAGAACAAUUUGAUGAUAUAGUCACAAAAAGGGCUGCUUUAUUUGUUUCAAAAUUAUAUUCUAAUGUAGUUUUAUCACGAACACUUGCACAUGAAAUAAUACAAUAUGUAGACGAUCUUUAUAAAUUAACUGUAGAAAUUAUUAAACGUCAAUAUGACUGUCAGAAGAAUAAACGGAAUGUACCAUCAAACGUAAAAGAUAUGUGUAUAAUUCUACAAAAUGCUUUUGCCGAAUUCAAAACCGAACAUAAAACAUUAGAGUACUUUAUACGACAUGGAUAUCUUAUUAUGCCACAAGCUUAUGAUAUUGCCAUUAUAUUACAUCCGAAGCGCAUACAAAUGCAUAGAAGUAUAGGUUUAGUUAAUCGAGUUUUACAAAUUGUUCCUUUAAAAUGUCUUUUAACGAAAUUUUUGCAGUUGCCAAAUGUUUUUCGCAUUAUAACGACCCAUAUGUGCGAAAAUAAAUGUAGCAACGUAUUAACUUCUAUUGUUCAUGGUGAAGUAUGGAAACAUAUUGAAAAGCAGUUUGCAGAAAAAUUAGUUUUGCCACUUUUACUAUAUUUCGACGAUUUUGAAAUAAAUAAUCCUCUUGGAUCCCAUGGUGGGAUACAUAAAAUUGGUGUUGUAUAUUGUACUAUUCCUAGUAUUCCACACGAAUAUUCAAGUAUUCUAGAAAAUAUCUUUUUGCUUCAAAUGCAUGAUACGAAAGAUCAUGUAGAGUUUGGAAACGAACGUAUAUUUUUUAAUCUAGUGAAUCAAAUCAAAGACUUAGAAACAAAUGGUUUAAUUAUAAAUGUAAAUAAUAAGCAGCAAAAAGUAUAUUUUGCUUUAGUGGGAAUUAUAGGAGAUAAUUUAGGGCUCCAUACAAUUUUUGGUUUUUCGAAAAGCUUCAAUUCGUCACAUUCAUGUAGAGCCUGUUUGGCUGAUAAAAGCAUUCUACAAAAUCAAAUAUUAGAAAGAACUGAAAUAUUAAGAACUCGUUUAAACUAUGCUGCUGAUUGUGCUACAAAGACUCAUGGUGUCCAAGAGGAAUGCAUUUUUAAUACAAUUUCCAGUUUUCAUGUCAUUGAAAAUAUAUGUUUUGAUGUUAUGCACGACAUUUAUGAAGGCAUCUGUCGAUAUGAAAUUCCAAAAAUUUUACAUAACUUUGUGUAUGUAGAAAAGUUAUUCUCUUUGCACACUUUAAAUGAUAGAAUACGAUUUUUUGAUUAUCCCAUUAGCAAUAACGAAAACAUUCCACCUAUUGUAACUAAAACAUCAUUAAAAAAUGAAUAUCUAUUGACUUCGGCAUCAGAAAUGUGUACUUUAGUUAAAUUUUUAGGUUUAAUUAUCGGUGAUUUAAUACCCGUUAAUAACAAAUUCUGGGAAUUGUAUAUAAUUCUAAGAGAAAUUAUAUGUAUUAUAGAGACACCAAUAUCAACAAGAGAAAUUUGCAAACUGCUCGAGACAUUAAUUUCAGAACAUCAUAAAUUAUAUUUACAUCUUUUUAAAGAAAAAUUAAAACCUAAACAUCAUUAUAUAAUACAUUAUCCUCGAACAAUAUUGAAAAUGGGUCCUUUGAAAUUUCUUUCUUGUAUGCGUUUCGAAGCUAAACAUAAACAAAUAAAACAAAACGCUAAGGUAGUAACAUCACGGCGAAAUCCUUCGUAUACUUUAACACUGAAGCAUCAAUUAGAAUUAACAUAUCGAUUGAUUAAAAAUAAGGGCUUCGAAAAUCGUUUUUCUCUUGGCAUUGUUCUAAAGGAUGCAGUGACACAGUUAGAUAAUUAUAACAAUUUUAAAAAUGCACUAUUUGAAGAUAUCAAGGAAAAUUAUUUUCCCGUAUCAUGGUUAAAUAUUAAUGGCAUUGUAUAUAAGCCUGGUAUGAUAAUAGAAAUAGACACAGAUGGCAUAUUUCGUUUCUUCGGUCAAAUUAAAUACAUUAUAAUAAAUACUGAUCAAUAUGUUUAUUAUAUUUAUCAAAAUGUAGAAACACUAAGAUUUUCGCAACAUAUACAUGCAUUUGAAGUUGCACGAACAGAAGUAUGGGGUUGCAUUGCCUAUACAAAAUUAAUUUCUUUGAUUCCUAAUUCUUUACAUGUUAUGGCAGAUGGUACUUAUUACGUUUCUUGUACGUAAUUUUUA
Molecule: messenger RNA, 3703 nt
Organism: Solenopsis invicta (red fire ant)
Lineage: Eukaryota; Metazoa; Arthropoda; Insecta; Hymenoptera; Formicidae
Exons: 4
Coding region: 2-1156 (384 amino acids)
Source: RefSeq, a predicted model, not a curated record